AUUCUUUUAUUAAAAAUUAGCAAGGUAACUUUAAAUAAAAUAUGAUUCUCAUAUCAGUGUAACGAUUUCUCGUAAUAACGUCAACUCACACUUUUAUUAACUCGAUUCAUAUUUAAAAUGUACAAGUCAAUUAUAUUUAUACUUGUCUUAACAAUAACAAUAGACAAAAGUUAUUCAAUAGGAUUUAAUCCAUUGACAAGUUUACAACAGCAAUUAAAUACAACAAUAGAUGCCGCUAAAACAACAAUAAAUGAUAAUUUAGCAACAGCUAAAAAUAAAAUAAAUGAAGCUGGUGUUGAAUUAAAAGAAGCUGCUGAAUCUGCUGGUCAAGCUAUGUACGAUCAAAUAAGUACUUUAAUUAAUCAGUUGGACAAUCAGUUUAAAGAACUAGAGAAAACUGCAGGAGAAGUUGACAUUAGUGAAUGUAUGGCACUUGGAAAUGCUAAGGACAUGAUAGCACUUAGUUUGAUGGUUAACGUGAGCAAUUGCAUUGUUGAACAUCUUGAAUUUGGAGACGGAUUUUCAGAGAGUCUUAACAAAGUCACCAAUGAUGUACUAGAUAAUUUAACUAGUGCACAGAAUGAAGCUAACAAGUGUUUUGAAGAUAUGAGCUUUAAGGCUAUAGCACAGGCUACUGUCUGCGCUAGUAAAGUGACAGCUAAAACAACCUGGAUAACAGUCAAUAGUAUUCCUGAGACAGCAACAACAAUUGGAAAACUAACAAACGAAAUGAGUAUGCUGCCAAUAAAUGUUCCAUACUGUACAGUUAGCAAUGGUAUCGGAGUUUUGCCAAAGAAAUACAUGGACCUUUACAAUGAAGUUAAAGAGUGUGUUGAUAAAAAAAAGUCUUUAAACAGUAACUAAGUAUGAGAUGGAAAAUUUCGGUAAAUUAUUUUUAGCUUAAAAAAAAAUAAAAUAUUUAAUCAGAUCAAAUGUUUGUUGUUAUUUUAGAAAUGCCGUGUUGCAGGUAUUGUAGGUCAUUUAAUACUAAAAAAUCGAUCUAGAGUACUGUGAUAGGUGGGGCGGUAUCUCUCUAUUACUCUAUUGAGAAUAAACGAAAGAGAUAGAUAUUAUUAUGACGACAAGUGUUAUUUAUAUAAAGAUAUGUACAUAUAUAUUUUAUCAUCAUAAUAAUAUUUAUAAAUUUCACGUAUUCAAAUAAUUUUUUUUUUCUCAGUUUUGGAAAUUAAAGUUAAUUGAUUUUUAGACAAAAUUUAUUUUAAAAAAAUUUCUUUUUACUUACAUAUUAAAAAUUAAUUUUUUUUUUUUUUCAAAAAACUAAAAAGUUCAUCGAAUAAAUUUUGCCCUUAAGUUAAAAAACGAAACUCAAUUUUUAAUUUAUUUUUUUAAAGAAUUGAUUAAAAAUUUUUUUUUUCUAAAGUAGAAAUGAUUCUAUUAAUAAAUAAAUUUAAAAAUAACUUAAAGUUAACUCACCUGAAAAUUUUUUUUUCAAAGUCUAGGAAAUCUUUUGACGUUCACUUGACUAAAAAAUAUUUUUAUAUAUAUAUGUGUGUAUUUAUAACUUGAAAUAUUUAUCUAUAAAUAUUUGAUUCAAGUGCAAAUAAUUAUAUUAACGUAAAUUAGUAAUUUACUAAUUCAAAAAAAAAAAAUAAUUGAACUCAUAGCGUAUCACGACGACGACGGCGAGGUUUGAUAAGAAUUCUGAUACGCCGCAUUGGAUUUGACGCACGUUUAAUCAUAAUGCUUGUAAUUGUUAAGUCAUAA
Molecule: messenger RNA, 1725 nt
Organism: Microplitis mediator
Lineage: Eukaryota; Metazoa; Arthropoda; Insecta; Hymenoptera; Braconidae
Exons: 3
Coding region: 118-864 (248 amino acids)
Source: RefSeq, a predicted model, not a curated record